CAUGCAGACAGUUACCACCGAAGUCUCACCCCCCAUCACAUCAGUUUAAUUCCAAAUUAUAUCACUUCUCGAUCGUAUUUUGUUUAUCUAUAUGAAAAUCAAUUUAAUUUACUAGAAAACUGCAUAAUGCCUAUAUAUGUAGAAUUUUUGUUUUUCAAAUCAGAGACUAAAGCAAACUUUGUAAAGAAUAUCUUUUAAACGUUAUAAAGUACAUUUGAUUCGAUGAUAAAUAUAUAACACGAUUGUAUGGAGGAUAAGUGAUAUAACAACCAUAAGUUACAGAGCUCCUCUAAUCAAUUAAAGCAAGAGUAACAACCAUUUGAAAAAUAUAUAUUUCAUAUUUUCAUUUUCUAUACAAUCCAACCAGUUUUGAACACGAUUGUAUGGAGGAUAAAUGAUAUAUCGAUGCACGUGUACACAUUUGACAAAAUGUAUUUCCCCAUGGUUUGAACACGUUAUCUCUAACGUCUACAAAUCAAUUUGAUAAAAUCACAAGGCAAACAUUAGUAUAUACUUAAUCAAAUUGUUUUUGUCAACAUUAUAAUAAUGUAAAUAGUUUACUAUUGAUACAGUUCUUAUAUACAUAAUAUAUAUAGAUACAUGCAUUAGACCACCAAGAAGACAGAAACAGAUCUCAUCAUGAAGAUCAGACUUAGCAUAGCCAUCAUAUUGUUAUCAUACACGGCGGCUAUGGUGGCCGGACAACAAUGCGGCCGCCAAGCCGGUGGUCAGACUUGCGCCGGCAACAUCUGCUGCAGCCAGUACGGCUACUGCGGCACCACGGCUGACUACUGUUCACCGGACAACAACUGUCAAAGCAAUUGUUGGGGAAGUGGGCCGCCAAGCGGCUCUGGAGAGAGCGCGACGGGCGUACGCGCCACCUACCAUUACUACAACCCGGCGCAGAACAACUGGGAUUUGAGAGCCGUGAGUGCAUAUUGCUCCACAUGGGAUGCUGAUAAACCAUACUCGUGGCGGAGCAAGUAUGGCUGGACCGCCUUCUGUGGACCGGCUGGUCCUCGUGGUCAAGCUUCUUGCGGCAAGUGCUUAAGGGUGAGGAACACAAGGACUAAUGCAGCUGUAACGGUGAGAAUUGUGGACCAAUGCAGCAAUGGAGGAUUGGAUUUGGACGUUGCAAUGUUCAAUCAAAUAGAUACCGAUGGUGAUGGCUAUCGAAAAGGUCAUCUCAUUGUUGACUACCAAUUUGUUGACUGUGGCAAUGAACUCAUUGAUCAGCCUGCUGAUUUCAAAAACAUCCUUGUUUCCGCCACUGAUCGCGUUUGAUAUUAUGUAAUGGUUUUCGAGGUCAAGAUCUGUCAACGCAUUAUAUAAUAAAAGAUCUCUAUCUCGAGUGAUAUGUUUGUGUUGUUCUUGAAAGUUUUUAAAAUUAUCAAUAAAGAGAUGUUCUUGAA
Messenger RNA from Brassica rapa (field mustard), 1412 nucleotides. Its product is annotated as hevein-like preproprotein. Gene Ontology annotation, molecular function: chitin binding; RNA nuclease activity. The record is from RefSeq and is a predicted model, not a curated record. Gene Ontology annotation, biological process: defense response to fungus; defense response to bacterium. Lineage: Eukaryota; Viridiplantae; Streptophyta; Magnoliopsida; Brassicales; Brassicaceae.